This is a messenger RNA of Salarias fasciatus (jewelled blenny), 1425 nucleotides long. It is a transcript of the gene rgs2, whose product is annotated as regulator of G protein signaling 2. Lineage: Eukaryota; Metazoa; Chordata; Actinopteri; Blenniiformes; Blenniidae. The transcript is spliced from 5 exons. The record is from RefSeq and is a predicted model, not a curated record. Bases 66 to 674 code for a protein of 202 amino acids.
UGUCUGCUGUGAAGCUAUAAAGUUUCCAGACAAGUCAAAGAGGGAGAAGGAGAGGAGACUGAAUCAUGAGAGAGUACCUCAACGGUUUAUCAUCCCAAAACAUGGCGUUUACUGACUGCGUGAAACCGACUGACCAGUCCACAGAGAAGAAGGGGUUGAAGAGAAAGAACUGGAGAAACAGGAUAGGAUUUCUCCUGAAGACAAACUCUUCCCAAUCCAUAAUACAUCUCAAGAAAAACAGAUCCCAUGUGCCAAGUGCUGACGAGGUCAACCAAUGGGCACAGUCACUUGACAAAUUGCUAAGUCAUAAAUAUGGGAAAGCUGCCUUUUGCAUCUUUCUGAAGUCAGAGUUCUGCGAGGAGAACAUCGAGUUUUGGACAGCAUGUGAAGAUUUCAAAGCACUCACACUGCAGAAAGACAUGACGUCCAAGGCCAACAGCAUUUACGAGGAGUUCAUAAAAAACGAAGCUCCCAAAGAGAUAAACUUGGAUUUCCACACCAAAAACGCCAUCGUCCAGAGCCUUCACGAGCCCAACGAGAGUAGCUUCCUGGUGGCUCAGAGGAAAAUCUACUGCCUGAUGGAGAACAACUCGUACCCCAGGUUUAUCCACUCCGACCUCUACAAAGAACUGUGUGCAGCUGCGAAGGGAGAGGGCAAGCACAUUAAGUCCUAGUCAAAGCAGACGCCCACUCCUGAAGUCGUUUGUUUACUGAACUGACUGGAUAGACUGCAGAUGAUGUUCAUUCCAGGCACGGCCUCGGGAUAAUAGACCCUAAUGCAAAUUCAGAGCAUUAGCAUUAACGGACAGAGUGGAAAGUGCAAAACCGAAGCUGUUUCUUUUUCUUUUUUUUCUUUUUUUUUUUUAUAAGUUGGUCCUGCUGGGAUGCUUUCCACGAGGAAGUUGAGAUGAUUAGUCUGGAUGUUACACGGUACUGCACUCACUCCAUUUCUACCAGAUGGGAUUAAGAUUGCAUUUUCAUCACUGGGGCCAUUACCUGCACUUUCUUCACUGCGCUGUUUCAGGCAAUGAUGCACUUCAAGAAAAUACAUUCAAAGCUGAGCAGUCUGUCAAAACACUUUACACUUAACUCUGCAUGUCAUGUCUCACGGUGUCCCGACAGUGCUGUCAGAAUGUAUUUUCUGUGUUGAUUUCCUUAACACUUUAGUGCAGGGGUUGCUUAAACUUCCUGUGCAGCCCUGUUCUCCUUUAUCUGCUGUAUUUGCACCAGUUUGCACAAAAACUGCAACUUUAUCUGAUGCAAUAUCCACUGUUUCCAUUGUUGCCAUUACCUGAGACUACUGAGACGACACUAUGUACUGUAAAUGUUGCUGUGAUAUUGCUUUUUGCAUUGUGUGAUUUUAAUUUAAGCUGGCGGCAGCUGGUCUGCUUGUAAAAUAAAAUAUAUUCUCGGAGCUGAAACAUC